Molecule: messenger RNA, 1551 nt
Organism: Diuraphis noxia (Russian wheat aphid)
Lineage: Eukaryota; Metazoa; Arthropoda; Insecta; Hemiptera; Aphididae
Biological process (GO): DNA integration
Molecular function (GO): nucleic acid binding
Source: RefSeq, a predicted model, not a curated record
AUGCCUGAACUUCGAGUAAUACAUUCCAUCCUUGUUGUUAAUGAGCAAACAGAGUUCUUCCUUAAUGAUAGAUACUCCUCAUGGACAAGGUUGAGUAGAAUCACCGCCUAUUUAUUACGUUUUGGCAGCAAUGCUCGCAACAGCGAACCUUCGACACGACAUGUUGACCCUCUAAGCAUUCUUGAGAUCAACAAGGCCAUUACACUGCUGCUAAAAAAUCUUCAAACGCGUGCGUUUGAGCAAGAAGUAUUUGAUUUAAGAGUCGACAAAAUGGUAGGGCGACGUAUUCCUCUGYGCACCCUCAAUCCUUUCAUGGAUACUGAUGGACUUAUACGGGUGGGUGGCAGACUAUCGAAUGCUGACAUUGGGUUUAAUAGUAAAUCUCCCAUAGUAUUACCAUCCAAGAGCAAUAUGACUCAACUCAUUUUUAAACAUGAACAUAAUAGAUUGCUUCAUAUAGGCCCACAAGGCCUGCUAGCUAAUAUACAUCUACGGUAUUGGCCGCUGCGUGGGCGGUUAAUUGCGAAGAAAACAGUGAGGAAUUGUAUUACCUGUUUCCGUUCAAGUCCUAAAUUCAUCACUCCAUUAAUGGCGCCCCUUCCACGGGAGCGAGUAAAUAUUGAGCGGCCAUUUGCUCGUACAGGCGUCGACUUUUGUGGUCCUAUUCUCAUUCGCAGUGGCAUCAGAAGAGUUGUGAGCGUCAAGUGUUAUAUAGCUGUCUUUGUCUGCUUCGUCACGCGUGCUGUGCAUUUAGACUUGGUUAAUGGACUCACAUCCGAUGCAUUCUUGGCUGCCCUGAUCAGGUUCAUGGCACGCCGAGGACACUGCAGUCACAUUUACAGUGACAAUGGAACUAAUUUUGUAGGGGCCAACAAGGUGUUAUAUUCAUACUUCAWAAAAAYCAAGGGGCAACGUACAGUUGAAGAAGAGCUGUCGCAUCACCAUGUUCAAUGGCAUUWUAUACCACCGUCAGCACCCCACUUUGGUGGGUUGUGGGAGGCUGCGGUCAAGUCGACCAAAAAACAUUUGUUAAAAGUGAAUACUAUGGGCCUUCUUACCUUUGAGGAAAUGGGCACCAUGCUAUGCAGAAUAGAAGCUGUGUUAAACUUGCGCCCUGUAUCACCAAUGUCGGAUGAUCCAUCAGAUUUUACUGCAUUGACUCCGGGUCACUUUCUGGUAGGUGGUGUUCUUACAUUGCCUGCUGAACCAGACAGUACUGGCAUACCCUUGAAUCGAAUAAGGCGAUUAGAACUCGUAAAGGUACAAGCUCAGACGUUUUGGAAUCGCUGGAGUUCUGAGUACUUACCACAACUCCAUAAGAGAGGUUGCUGGCUCUCAAAAAAGGACAAUACUGAAGUUGRAUCCCUUGCAAAUGAGGACAAUUUGCCACCAAUGAAGUGGAUUAUGGUCAGAGUCAUUCAAGUUCAUCCUGGGUCAGAUGGAGUGGUGCGUGUUGUCACUGUACGUAACUCAGCGAGAAGAGAAUUCCAGCGUCCAGCUACAAAACUUGCUGUUCUACCCAAYGUCAAGGAUGAAGAGGAGCUUGUCUAA